AUGUCAGAGUUGCACCCUCUAGCAUGGUCAGUUUACGAUAUCGCGGACCAAAUCGACAGAUUCAAGGAAUCGACCUAUCCAGAAAAUCAACAUUGGAUCAAAGAAGGCGAUGAAGGGUUGGAGAAAGCUCGCCUAACACUUCUUGGCGAUCUCGAAGCGAUGAAGAGACAGCUCCAGAGCCCUGAGGAGGCGCUUUCAGACAUUAUGUACUUCCCUGCGGACCUAGCAUCUCUGCUCAUCAUCCAUGAUCUGAACCUCCCACAACUCAUACCUCCAUCAGGAUCCAUAAGCUAUGACGACUUAGUAAUGUCCCAUAACACUCAGACGGGGACAUGCGUCGAGGAAGACCCACUUCGUCGCAUCAUAAGCUACGCCAUCACCAAAGGCAUCUUCCGCGAGCCCGAGCGAGGUCGGGUCGCACAUAGUGAGCUCUCACUGCUCUUGAGGGACUCUGGACUCUUCGAGCUGCUGGGAGUAUCGUUGCAGGAGCUGCUGCCCGCCCUGUUACGGCUUCCCGAUGCAUUUACUUCCCCGAGGGAGUCCAUCGAGCCAAACGAAACAGCGUACAAUAUUGCUCACGGAACAGACUUACCCAUGUAUCGCUUCCUGCAACAGCAUCCAGAGCGUGCAAAACGCUUCGGCCGAGCGAUGUCGCAUGGUCGCCACGUUGAUAACCACUUCCUGCAGCAAUCUUUUGCUUGGGCUAAGUAUGAUAGCCCCGGCAUGACCAUCGUCGAUGUGGGAGGCGGACAUGGCAACGCGGCUGCGUUCCUCGCGUCGUCUACCAAGCACAUGCGCUUCAUUGUCCAGGAUCUGGACCACAUAGUAGCUGCAGGCAAGGCGAUGUUGCCCGCCGAGUUGCGAUCAAGGGUUGACUUCACAGCGCACGACUUCUUCGAUGAACAGCCUGUGAAAGGGGCAGACGUGUAUCUUCUCGCAAGGAUCAUGCUCAACUGGAGCGAGAAGUACUGCCUAAAGAUCCUGCGGGCCUUGGUCCCAGCGCUGAAGGUAGGAGCCAAGAUACUCUUUUACGAGCAUGUCUUCGACGCCACGGCUGAAUAUCGGGGGAAUCACAAAGAGAAAUGGUAA
This is a messenger RNA of Didymosphaeria variabile, 1089 nucleotides long. RefSeq lists its product as uncharacterized. The record is from RefSeq and is a predicted model, not a curated record. The transcript has 2 exons. Lineage: Eukaryota; Fungi; Ascomycota; Dothideomycetes; Pleosporales; Didymosphaeriaceae. Bases 1 to 1089 code for a protein of 362 amino acids. Gene Ontology annotation, molecular function: O-methyltransferase activity.